Molecule: messenger RNA, 360 nt
Organism: Geosmithia morbida
Lineage: Eukaryota; Fungi; Ascomycota; Sordariomycetes; Hypocreales; Bionectriaceae
Exons: 2
Coding region: 1-360 (119 amino acids)
Biological process (GO): proteolysis
Molecular function (GO): serine-type carboxypeptidase activity
Source: RefSeq, a predicted model, not a curated record
AUGUGGUUCUCGAGGGUUACUCUAACAUUACUUGUUGUAACAAGUGUUGUCGAUGGGAAGAAGCAUUGGACACAGCGUGAUUGGGUCGAGCACCUGAGCAAGCGACAACAGCUGCAGCACGAGACGCAACCCAAGGUCGCAAAGCGUGAAGCUGUAGAGUCUAAGUUUCUGAACCUGGAUUCUAAGAAAUUCUAUGUUGACGGGACGUCCCUCCCCGAAGUCACCUUUGACGCCGGCGAAUCGUAUGCAGGGACUCUGCCAAAUGAUGAGAAUGGCGACUUGUUCUUUUGGUUCUGGCCCACAACGGCCAAAGACGAGCCUAAAGAAAUCAUCCUCUGGCUCAAUGGAGGUGUAAGUUAG